Molecule: messenger RNA, 1328 nt
Organism: Chelmon rostratus (copperband butterflyfish)
Lineage: Eukaryota; Metazoa; Chordata; Actinopteri; Chaetodontiformes; Chaetodontidae
Product: very-long-chain (3R)-3-hydroxyacyl-CoA dehydratase-like
Exons: 11
Coding region: 104-1189 (361 amino acids)
Biological process (GO): very long-chain fatty acid biosynthetic process; sphingolipid biosynthetic process; fatty acid elongation
Cellular component (GO): endoplasmic reticulum membrane
Molecular function (GO): 3-hydroxyacyl-CoA dehydratase activity
Source: RefSeq, a predicted model, not a curated record
GUGUGAGGGGUUGGCGGAGUAUCAGAUGAGGACUUCGGUUCAUCAUUUUGAGUAAAAUUUCCUAUUUGUAUGGCAUGUAGAUAUCAGAAAACACAGCGAGACAAUGCACAUCCUCACCCCUCAUGUUUACUGGGCUCAGCGCCACGGAGAGAUUUAUCUUCGGGUGGAACUGAGCGAUGCAAAGAAUCUCGACAUCAGCCUGCAAGAAAACAACACACUUCACUUCAGAGCACAGGGCCAUGGAGCUAAAGGAGAUAACGAAUACGAGUUCAGUUUGGAGUUUCUGGAAACUGUCAGACCUGAGCUCAACCACAGGUCCACCCAGCGUCAGGUGGACAUCAAGAUCAAGAAGCAGGAGGAGCGCUGGUGGGACCGGCUGACGCUGCAGGAGAAGAAGCCUCUGUUUUUGGCUCCUGACUUCGACCGCUGGCUGGAUGAGUCUGACGCCGAGAUGGAGCUGCAAGCUAAGGAGGAGGAGAAGAUCAACAGGAUCAGCGUGGAGUCAAGAGUUCGUAAAGACCCGUACCUCGGCCUGAAGAAAGGCUACCUGUUUAUGUACAACCUGGUGCAGUUCCUUGGAUUCUCCUGGAUCUUUGUCAACAUGACUGUUCGCCUCUUCAUUCUUGGUCAAGAUUCGUUCUAUGAUACCUUCCACACCACGGCCGACAUGAUGUAUUUCUGUCAGAUGAUGGCCGUGCUCGAGGUUAUUAAUCCCCUCCUGGGUCUGGUUAAGACUGGAUUUUUUCCUGCUAUGAUACAGGUGGCCGGCAGGAACGUCAUUCUGUUCGUCAUCUUCGGCAGUCUGGAAGAGAUGCAGAACAAACCUGUCGUCUUCUUCGUGUUCUACCUGUGGAGCACCAUCGAGAUCUUCAGGUACCCCUUCUACAUGCUGGCCUGCAUCGGCACAGAUUGGAAGCUGUUAACGUGGCUGAGAUACAGCCUCUGGAUCCCUCUGUACCCGCUGGGGGUUGUGGCUGAAGCGGUGGCUGUGAUCCAAUCCCUGCCCAUCUUUGAUGAGACUCGUCUGUUCAGCUUCCCCCUCCCGGCAGUGCUGGGAAACUCUUUAAGCUUCUCCUACUCUCUGCAGAUCUACCUGGUCCUCAUGUUUCUGGGACUCUUCAUCAAUUUCCGACACCUGUACAAGCAGAGGAGGAGGCGAUACCGCUUGAAGAAAAGGAAAGUCCACUAAAUGAUCACCACCUUUAUUUUACACAGCCUCUGAACUGCUGUCCACUUAGAGAUAAAGCAGCUGUUUCCUUUUCCUCUAAUUGCCUUUUCUCAUCUUCCUCCACACACACACACACACACACACACACACACACACACAC